CACGUGUACGUAGGGACGAGCCGGAAGCGGUCGGCUGCAGAGGCGACGCGCCCUGCCGCGGCCGUCAUGGAGGCAGAGGGGGACGUGCUGUCCGCGCGGCCGGCCCUGGAGACCGAGGGGCUGCGUUUCCUGCACGUCACGGUGGGCUCCUUGCUGGCGAGCUAUGGCUGGUACAUCCUCUUCAGCGGCAUCCUCCUCUACGUGGUCUUCCAGAAGCUCUCUGCCCGCCUCGGGGCCUGGAGGCAGCGGCAGCAGGAGCGCGCCCAGGCCGCCCUCGAGCCUGAUGUGGUCGUGAAACGACAGGAAGCUUUAGCGGCUGCUCGUUUGAAAAUGCAGGAAGAGCUAAAUGCGCAAGUGGAAAAACAUAAGGAAAAACUAAGACAGCUGGAAGAAGAGAAGAGGAGACAGAAAAUUGAGAUGUGGGACAGCAUGCAAGAAGGCAAGAGUUACCAAGCCCGAGCGAGGAGGCCCCCGCCGGAAGAAGAUGGUCCUGGGCCUUCUACGUCGUCUGCCGUUCCAAAACGGAAGUCUGACCAAAAGCCUCUGCGGGGAGGGGGUUAUAACCCUCUGACUGGUGAAGGAGGCGGAACCUGCUCCUGGAGACCUGGACGCAGGGGUGGCCCAUCAUCCGGUGGAUGAGGCUAAGAAUCUUGCUAGUGUCACUUUGGACAUUAGCAAAGAGAGUCCUUAACCCUCCAUUCAAUUGCCUUAUACACACUUUUCACAGUGACUGGCCAAGGGGAGGUGGGAAUUCUUUCCGUUCUUCAUCCUACCUGUGUCUUGAAGGGCUUCGGUCAUAGGGCAUGGGCAUUAGCACUAGGCUUUGGUCACACUCCACUUAGAGAUGGUGGUUACACUCCUGGAUCAGGGUUAACUGCUGGCUGGUAGGUUAAGAUCUCCAGCCGCAGAGCAGUGUUGAUGAAGGAAGCCUAGUAAUGAUCCGUUACACUAUAGGUCCUGGCCGGUAGGAGUCGCUGUGGCAGGGUGUGUGGAAUGAUGUCUUCCUUAUAAAUGGUGAGCCCACCAGUGAGGAUUACUGAUGCAGACAGUUGAUGGGGUUUAUUUCUGUAUAUUUAUUUUUGUGUAUAGAACUUUGUUUAAAAAAAAACCUAUAAAUAUUAAAAAAAAGUGAAUAAAACAUUUCUAGCAUCCUUGUUAAUUCUGUUUAUAGACCUAAAUCUGUCAAAGAUUAAAUAGAUUUUUCUUCCUCA
Molecule: messenger RNA, 1211 nt
Organism: Ochotona princeps (American pika)
Lineage: Eukaryota; Metazoa; Chordata; Mammalia; Lagomorpha; Ochotonidae
Gene: SELENOS
Product: selenoprotein S
Exons: 6
Coding region: 67-639 (190 amino acids)
Biological process (GO): retrograde protein transport, ER to cytosol; endoplasmic reticulum unfolded protein response
Cellular component (GO): endoplasmic reticulum membrane; Derlin-1-VIMP complex; Derlin-1 retrotranslocation complex
Source: RefSeq, a predicted model, not a curated record